Messenger RNA from Insectozyma verbasci, 432 nucleotides. Lineage: Eukaryota; Fungi; Ascomycota; Pichiomycetes; Serinales; Debaryomycetaceae. The record is from the annotation of a GenBank genome assembly.
AUGGAUUGUAAUAAACAAGAUAUUGAUCAAUUGAUAAAUAAUAAUGGUUAUGACAACUUGAUACUGAAUUGGGAUAUAUAUUCAAAGUAUACACGUGAGAGAUUGGUGAAGUUAGCUACUACUGAGGAAACAAGGACAAUUAAAGCUAUAAUUGAUAAACAUAUCCAAUCGAAGGGCUUUGAUAAAUUACCUCCAUUUACCGCAAUCAGAAUACUUGAAAUUUUAUCAGAUCCAAAAUCUAAUGGCUAUGAUAUAGAUGAGAAAGAUGGUGCUGGUGUUGUUAAGUUACUUAAUGGUAUAAAGAAAUUGUAUCUUGUUGAUUCUAAUGUUAAUGAAUUUCCGCAACCUCAUAAGAAAAUAGAGUCUGAUAAGUAUCAUAAUGAUAUUAAAAUGAGUAAAAUAGAAUGGUUAAAUGAUGCUAAGAAGAGAUAA